Micropterus dolomieu (smallmouth bass) is the source of this 7767-nucleotide messenger RNA. RefSeq names its product zinc finger, FYVE domain containing 9a (gene zfyve9a). Gene Ontology annotation, molecular function: metal ion binding. The transcript has 20 exons. Lineage: Eukaryota; Metazoa; Chordata; Actinopteri; Centrarchiformes; Centrarchidae. Bases 447 to 4091 code for a protein of 1214 amino acids. The record is from RefSeq and is a predicted model, not a curated record. Gene Ontology annotation, cellular component: early endosome membrane. Gene Ontology annotation, biological process: endosomal transport.
UAUUAAACCUUGGGGGAGGGAUCCUUGAGCGCUGUCGCACAUUUACGGUAGACUACAGGCUGUACUUUCAGACUUGCGCUGUUUGAGUUGAGCAGGGAGCGGAGAGUCUGCACGAGGAUACUCAAAAAUAGCUUUGAAAGGCGAUUAGGUAUGACGGAUACUAAUGGAGGGGCUCCGCGGGACUCUACGUAAAGAUGAGGAUUCCUCCGGUGUGGGCGCUGGGCGCUUGCCAGACUGGGUGAAGUGAGAACUGAGAGGGAAAACCGCUGAGAAAAGCCACCGCCUGGGACUGCUGAGGAGGACCUCUGUGCAGAGUGAUCACAGAAGAGAGCACUGCAUCGGAGGUAAAUGAGAAGUAACAGCGAAAGAGUUGGAGGUGAUAUUUCUACUUAAACAAAUUGUAUUAAAGUUCACGCGGCUGUCGGCAGGGUGGAGCUUCCUGACCCAUGGAGAAUUACUUCCAGGCCGAGGCCUUCAACCUGGACAAGGUGCUGGACGAGUUUGAGCAGAACGAAGAUGAGACCGACAGUCCCAUUCUCUCGGAUGCCAAGUGGACCCAGAUCCUGGCCCCGCCAGCCCACCUGCUCUCUCUGAACCCCGCCCUGGCCCACUCAGACCUCAGCCCACGGGAGAGUCCGCUUCCCUUCAAGACCCUCCCCGACUCCUCCUCCAGCGUCUCCCCGGGGGCCGACCCUAAGAGACGUACCAGUCCCGAACCUCCAUCCUGGGUAGAGGAGAGGCCGGCAGACGUUCACAGCCCACCCCUUCCCCAGCCCAACAUCGGCAAACUGGUGGGCACAGACGACCUCUCGCCGCCCCCUGUGACGGCCUGUAGUACAGUGGAGAACGGCUGCCCUGCAAGCCCACAAGUAGAUGGGCUCAGCAAGGCGAUAAGUGCUCCUCCAGACAACCGGCCUGAUGCUUCUGACCAGGAGGCGAGAGCUGCCUCAGCAGCAGCAGCAGCAACAGCAGCAACAGCAGCAGGAGGAGGAGGAGGAGGAGGAGGAGACUCCACUGUCAGUCACACUCACUUUACCUUUGAGGUUGGAUUAGGACAGGAAGAAACUCUGUCCCCAGAAAUUCAUCCGAAUGUGGAACCAACAACACAAAAUGGGGAAGAUGUCAAAGAUAAGGCUGUUACAGCUGUUUUACAGGGCAAUGGUCAAGAAAAACAAACUGCAAACUCAAAGGAAGAGAAGAUAGAAAGUGUUCUGAGUAGAGGGAGAGACGUUCAGGCUGGUUAUGAGGUGGAGGAGAAUGGUGAAUCUACCCCUGACAGGGUUGAAGUGGAGGAGGAGAAGAGAUAUGGUCCAGAGGGACAGAUAGACCAACUCCUCAGAAUAACCAGCCUUCCCAAUGGUUUGGAGCAAAACAGCAGUAGCCAUCCCAAGCUUAAGGAGGCAGAUGAGAGGGGGGAGCAGGAGGAGGAGGGUUUUUCUCCCUCUCCUGUCCCCUCCAAAGAGGACUCUGUCACUGAGGAGAAAGAAAUGGAGGAGAGCAAGCAAGAGGGCAGUGAAGGAGGAGCAGUGGGGUCAGGUAGCAUCCAACCAAAACUCAAUAACAAUCGGCUGCAGCCGGUCAGUGUUCCCUACGGAGGGGCACGACCAAAGCAGCCAGUCAGCCUCAAGCUCCAGAUCCCACAGCAGCUGUCGGGCCAGGUCCUAAAUCAGCUCGGCCCAUCUGCCGUCGGCAAGAACAAAAACCAUGAGAACCAGUGUCGGAGAGGCACAUCCUCUGAAACUGCGCUCAGUGGCACUGAUCAGAGUGCAGUCGGGGUGAACGGAGAUGGUGUUGUCCACUCUCCUCUGCUGAUGCCUUCAGAGAGCCCAGACAAUGACCUCCAGGCAGGUCAACAGGGCACUCUGUGCAGGAAACCUGCAAGCUCCCUGGGAGAAGUUGCCCCUGUGUGGGUUCCCGACUCUCAGGCUCCAGUCUGUAUGAAAUGUGAUGUCAAGUUCACCUUCACCAAGAGGAGGCACCACUGCAGGGCCUGUGGCAAGGUGUUCUGUGCGACGUGCUGCGGCCUAAAGUGCAGGCUCACGUACAUGGACAGGAAGGAGGCUCGUGUCUGUGUCAUCUGUCAUUCUGCUCUGAUGAGUGCUCAAUCGUGGGAGACGACGGCCACUGCAAGCAACCACAGUCCGAACCCCAACAACCCAGCAGAGUACUGCUCCACGGUGCCCCCUCUACAGCAGGCCCAGGCCUCUGGGGUGCUCAGCUCCCCUCCUCCUACCGUCAUGGUGCCCGUCGGAGUCCUGAAACAGCCUGGCAAUGAGGUAUCCCUGUCACGGGAGCAGAGGAGAGUGUGGUUUGCUGAUGGGGUGCUACCUAACGGAGACACAGCAGAGUCCCCCAAACCUCCGACCUCCAGCCCAGUCCCCUCCCAGUCACUGGCCGUCUCCUCGUAUUCAAACAAAUCCUCCACUUCUGAGUUCUCAGAGGCAGUCCACACACCCGUUGCCCCGGUGGGCAGCUCCCUCAGCCUGAUCCCGGAGGACGGGCUUCCUCCCAUCCUCAUCUCUACCGGAGUCAAAGGAGGUACGGGAGGCCACAUCACAGACUAUGCAGUGGAGGAGAGGCCGUCAGAGAUCGUCCUCAUGCAGCAGCUGGAGGAGGGAGGCCCAGACCCCCUGGUCUUCGUGCUCAAUGCUAACCUGCUCUCCAUGGUCAAGCUUGUCAACUAUGUAAACAGGAAGUGUUGGUACGUGACGACGAAGGGCAUGCACGCCGUCGGCCAGGCAGAGGUGGUCAUUCUGCUCCAGUGUCUACCUGAUGAGAAGACCAUCCCUAAAGACAUCUUCACUCACUUUGUGCAGCUCUACCAGGAGGCCCUCAGUGGAAACGUGCUGAGCCACCUGAGUCACUCAUUCUUCACCCAGAGCUUCCUGGGCAGUAAGGAGCAUGGCGGCUUCCUCUACAUCAGUCCCUCCUUCCAGUCACUGCAGGACCUGCUGCUGCCCAACCCGCCCUACCUCUUCGGCAUCCUGAUACAGAAGUGGGAAACGCCCUGGGCCAAGGUCUUCCCCAUCCGCCUCAUGCUGCGUCUGGGCGCAGAGUACCGAUUUUAUCCGUGUCCACUGUUCAGUGUUCGCUUCAGAAAACCCCUCUUCGGUGAGACUGGUCACACUAUCAUGAAUCUGCUCGCAGACUUCCGUAACUACCAGUACACGCUUCCGGUGGUGAAAGGUCUGGUCGUAGACAUGGAGGUGAAGAAGACGAGCAUUAAGAUCCCCAGUAAUCGAUACAAUGAGCUUAUGAAGGCCAUGAACAAGUCCAACGAACACGUGCUGGCCAUGGGGGCGUGUUUCAACGACCGGGCCGACUCGCACUUGGUGUGUGUCCAAAACGACGACGGGAACUACCAGACGCAGGCCAUCAGCAUCCAUCACCAGCCUCGCAAAGUUACUGGAGCCUGCUUCUUUGUGUUCAGUGGUGCUUUGAAAGCCUCAUCGGGCUUCUUAGCCAAGACCAGCAUUGUGGAAGAUGGUGUGAUGAUCCAGAUCACAGCAGAGACCAUGGACUCUCUACGGCAAGCCCUGAGGGACAUGAAAGACUUCACCAUCACGUGUGGUAAAGCUGACCAGGAGGAGAACCAGGAGGUGGUCCACAUCCAGUGGACGGAGGACGACCACAACUUCAACAAGGGUGUCAUCAGUCCGAUCGAUGGGAAGACUAUGGAGUCUGUUACCAGCGUCAAGAUCUUCCACGGCUCAGAGUUCAAAGCCAAUGGAAAAGUCAUCCGCUGGACCGAGGUGUUUUUCCUUCAGAGUGAAGAUCAACCCAACGGUCUGAGCGAUCCGGCCGACCACAGCCGGCUGACGGAGAACGUGGCGAGAGCUUUCUGCAUGGCGCUCUGUCCGCACCUGAAACUGCUGAAGGAGGACGGCAUGGCCAAACUGGGACUGAGGGUCACUCUGGACUCCGACCAGGUGGGUUACCUAGCAGGAAGUAACGGCCAGCCUCUGCUGCCUCAGUACCUGAGCGACCUGGACAGCGCUCUGAUCCCUGUCAUCCACAGCGGGGCGUGUCAGCUGAGCGAGGGCCCCGUUGUCAUGGAGCUUGUCUUCUACAUCCUGGAGAUCAUCUCCUAGGACUCUUUGGAGUUUCACCUCCGAAACAUCUAUUUUUAUUUUUUAAUUGGAUUAUUUAUUUAUUUUUCCCUUCUGACGUCCUCUCACAGCCUGGUUCUCCAUCAUCUCCCUUCAACCGUUUGCACUUCAAAAGAGCCUGAAAACUGUGCUGUGCCCAGGCGGGGUAGCAUUCCUCAAGUCAAACCUAUGCAUCCAACCACCGUCUGUUCUGCUCCAGAGGCCGCCUGGGGCCUGAGGACGCUCUGAGCAGGAUCAUCUUUCACAUGUCCCUUGCUUUGAACCCCAGCAGACAGGUGCUCUGAUCUCUGGUGUUCAUAUGAGGUGCUGCGAGCAGGAAAUGAACACCGGAGAUCGUACUGUCUGUCUGUCCCAGUGUGGUGUUACAGUGCCUAUAAAAAGUACGAACAGCAUCUUAUUGUUUUACAACAUGAAUCAAAGUAGAUUUGAUGUAGCUUUUUUGACACAGAAGAACUACAAAUACCCUCAGCAGCAUGUCUUGGUGAACUACAAAGUAAGCUGAAGUCAGUUAAUGUCACCUGACAAACAAAUCAUAGCUGGAACAGUGUUGUGUGGCUCGCUCCGAUCCACUUUGUUUCCCAUUUACAGACCCAGGUCUGUGUACACACACCACAUUGAUUUUCAGCGCACACACAGAAGGGACAGUUUAUGGACCCUGAGCUGAAUUUGACAAGAAGACAUGUAUUGCAUUAGAAUUGCCUUAUCCCACCUUUAAAACAUCUAAAGCAUCACUGGUUUUUAGAGAUUGCGGUAACAGCGGUGAGGACAUCAUCAGUGGUUUCAUGUGGCCAAAGAAACUACUGAAGAGUUAGCAGACGAGUUCUGCCACAUCAAGAAGCCACUGCAUCUCAGCUCCGCAACAUUAAAUGAUCCCUAUAACAGUUUAAUUGUAUUUUCUGACUCGGGAGUGAAGGGAGCUUAGCAGUUUCAUGUUGUUGCUCGGUCUGCUGCGUUUUUGAGUUUGAAAAUUGCAAAUUAGCAGUGAUAGAAGUACUCUAGAAAUCUAAAAUAAAGUAUCAGCAUCAAAAGUAAGUACUCAUUAUGCAGAAUGGCUCAAAUCAGAAAAAUCAUUAUCUUAUUUAAUUAUAAAUAUUGAUAAAUUCAUUUGUACAUUACUUCAGUGCUGCAGCUGGUAAAGGUGGAGCUUAUUAGUUACAUAUACUGCUGGGUAGCUUUCCAUUUCACCAAGGGAUCAAUCUGAAUGAGUUAUCAAGUAAAAAGUACAUUUGCCUCUGAAUUGUUGUGACAGAUAAAUAGCAUAAAAUGGAAAUACUCAAGUAAAGUGAGUGAAACAAGGAAAAGUACUUACUUUCCACCAAUACAUGUCAGUCCUACCUACAUUUAAUCAAGUACUAAACUGCUGCAACAGAAGAAUUUAGACGUCUGUCUGAAGAAACCGGCCCCAGAUCUGACCCAGCUCAAUAAUUUCCAGUGUGGAAAACUGCGGCUAACUAUGCAGCUACUAGAUACUUGACUUUAAAGGAUAGUUUUGUUUGUCAGUGUCAAAAACCAUUAAAUCGACUUUAAUUCAAUGCUGUAAAAUAUGAAUACUUUCCAUAGACACUGUACGUAGCUCCUCUGGUUCCUGAUCACCCCUCACUCCAACGUCACUGUGGCAGCCAGGGGCCCUGCAGCACUGAACUCUGAGUAAUAUCUGCAAAGGCCUCUGUGUAGCACGGAUGCUCGAAAACAAGGGAGACUCAUAUCCACCACUGAAAAGUCUGGACUCGUCCUCUGAAGUUAUUUUACAAAGUUACAAAUCAUCAGAUUGAGGAGCUGGGAGGCGCGUCUGUAUGGUGGAUUUUAUAUUUUUUAUUUUUUUUUGCACCGUGGUGCUCAGUGCCUGCAGCAGCGUUUCAUCUAGCAGAAACAUUUUGGCUUCACCUCUUAAGCUUUACUCGUCAAUCACCGGCUGCUUUACUUCAUGGACAGACACACUGACAUGUUGUACAUAUUUUUUGUAGGUGUUAACAACAAUUUCUUCAUUAUAACUCUGCAUCUGUAGCCUCCAGAGAUCCAGUUAAAGACGGCAUUACUGAAGUGACUCAUCUGACUCUGUGAAAUAAGAUUACAUGUUAACUCUGAAAGCCCUUUUUGUCCUACAGUAGACAACUGAUUAAAAAAAAAAAAGGUUCCAAUGCUUUAUUGAUAAAAAUCAGUUUUUAAUCUCAUCGAAUCAUCAUCAACGCUUGUUGUUUGUCCGGCAGUGGUUGCGGGGAGAAGCCACUCAAGUUAUUUUGGUCUUUUUAAUCAUACAAAGAGAAUAACUGUUGAAGAUGUAAAGAUAUAUGAAUAUGAACUAUUAAAUUGCAGAAGCAGUGCACUGGAUUCUAAGCCAUUUACAGGAGAGUUAAAGCGAGGGCCGGGGGUCGCCACUGUGUGCUGGAAGAUGUUUUUUCAGCAGCAGGAAGAAGAAAAAAGGUCCAGGGAUCCUGCAGAAAUGAGUGUUUUGAAUGACCUGAAGCUGAAUGUAUUUCAUCUCACAUUUCCUGCAACCUGUCGUCCUUCCAAAUCCCUGAAAUCACUAACACCCUGCUCCAGACUUUGCAGACAUGAGUAGGAACCCUGUAGGUCGCUGAUCUGUUGUCUUCAAAAGGCCUCCAACUGUUUUAGUGUACCUAUAAACAGAUCUGCUGCAGCCCCCCCCCCCCCUCUCUCUGGACUGUGCUCUCCUUCAGCAACAUGGACCUGGAAAAAAUAUAUAAGAAUGUAUUCCUCCUUUUUCUGUUAGAAUCUGCAGCGUGAUUUGUUUGUUUUGUUUCUGGCUAGACUAAUCACCAAAAACCAUCCUGUCAUGUCCACAAUGCUCUGUACAGUAAUCAUUCUGCAUUAUGGCACCCUCUUUAAUCAUGCUAAUAUAAAACCAGGAGGGGCUACACAAAAAGUACUGCUAAUACAGUACGAGAGGUUUUGUUGACUCAUUUUAUUGGAGGAAAAAAAGAAUUUCGUCAUCACAAGUGAGAAUCAGACAAUCACAUUAAAAAUCUGCAGACGAGCCGAUGCUUCGUUUAAAUUAGACCUGUAGCUGUUCUGUAUUUGUUUAUUACUCAAUUUGAAGUAUUUUAUGAGCUACUGUAGCAACGUAAUAAUAGUGAAGCUGAUUAAAAUGUUCAGUAGACACUGAAUAAGAGGUCAAAGGUCACCAGCUCCUGGGUUAUUUACUGUGAUCAUACCAGAGUUGGUGUAUCUCAAUCACUGUGUCUCCGCUGAGUGACGUUCUUCAGAUUUUUCCAACUUCCUCCUACAUUUUAUUUUGCCGUUAUCUGACAUGUGCAAUAUGUCCUGAACCCCCACCCCCCCCCUCCCCAAAAAAGGUGCAAUUUGUUUGAGGCAAGAAGUUUUUUUUGUUGUUGUAUUCAGUUGUAAGAUGUUACCAUCCAAACUAUAACACUGCAUGCAAACAGAAACAAGUGUGAAGAGGGCAAAUCGGCUUUCACAUUAAUAGUUUUUACGGUUUGUGGAUGAAACUUAAAAUAUACUCCACUCAUUUAGUUUUCAUUGGGUUUUUUUUUUUUUUUAAAUCAGUGAAAAAUGUUUGAAAAGCCAAAAACCUUGUACAUCUUUUUUUGUUUGUUUCAUUUACACUACAAAUGUCAAGAAGUGGUCUUUAUCAAAAAACUGUAGUAUAUGUAAAAUAAAAACUUAUAGAAAAUUGAAA